AUGGUGGAGCUAGAAACGGCGGAGGCGACAAAGCACCUCAGGUCAAAGGAAAUAUCGCCUUUAAAAGCCGUAGAAGUCGCUCUGGCGUUGCUAGACGGUUCCCUAGAUGUGUUCCUUAUCAACAAGCAUCACUUUGUGUUCAACUUACUAUGCGAUCGAUUGAACGAUCUUACGGGCAAAGAUUUCAAGAUAUGGAAGCUAGAGCCUCUUGCCUGGACGCUUUGGGAAAGAUUGUGGCGGAUGAUGGGAGAAGUGGAGCUGGAUCUAGAUGUGAGAACCAAGAGCUUCAGAAGAGUCAAGUUGGUGGCCAUUGUGGCCAGUGUCUUGCAACAGAGCACUUCGGGUAGCAAUACUGAGCUUUUGGAAGCGAUGUUCUCCUGUGUUGCUACUAUACUAAGUUCUGGUUAUGUCGACGUCGAUGAAUUCACCGCUACGGGGCUUUUAUCUGACUAUGUGAAAUGGUUGGAGAAUGAAACCAAGGAGGAUGCAAAAAUCAAUGACUGGACCACAGUGAUACUACAAAUUUAUCAGCUUCCAAGACAGUCCUCUCAGUACAAGCCAACGAAGAAAAGCACGGCUCGCUACUUUUCAAGUGUGCUUCCUCACAUACUCAAUAUCCUUUCGUCUCCUUACGAUCUCCUGCUUGAGCCUACCAUAAAUCUUUUGAAACUGCAAAACAGAAUCUUCCUAUUUGAGAUUGAAACUCCUCGUUCACUCUGUUCGCAUAUGGAUGACGUUUUGGCAUAUGAUGGUCUCCUACAAGAAGCUGUUGAGCUUCUAUUUCAAGAAGUCGUGAACAAUUUGGCUGCCAAGGAUAUCGCCCUGUGUGAAGCCGUAUUUAUUAGUAUCACAAAAUGCAGCAAAUUCUCGGAAUUGUCGGAGAGACUUCUUCAAGUCUUGGCCGAUGUCAACAGAACCCUUUCGCCUGAGUUCUUCCAAAAUAUGUACAUAGAUGAGAUUUCCAGGCAGCCGGUGAGGUGGGGAUUGGUGGGUCAUCUUGUCUCUUUGAGCCCAUCGUUAGCAGUCGAAAAAGCUCAAGAAAUUGUGGAUACUACAAAGGGACUUUCAGAGGAGGAUAUUUGUAUCCUAGCGCCUAGAUUGGCUCAAGGUUUUAUUCGUGCCAGAGAAUUCAACAGCUUUAUUGAGACGUUCUUUCCCUUGGGUGUAUCUUUGAAUCCUUGUUGGAAUAAUGAAUUUGUGGUUAACUCCUUGUCUUCAAAGUGCAAUGAACUCUCUGCCAAUCAAUUCUCGACACUAUUAAAUCUCUCUUUGGAAAAGAAGCAGAAGGAAACGGCUGUUCUCUUACUCAAAGGACUCCUAAUGUGCCCUACAUCCAAACGAGACGCUGCGGUUCGUGUUCUUGAGAGCUCACAAUUUUCAUACCCUGGAUGGUCAGAAGUAGUAUACUUCUUGUUGUGCAAUUACGGCCACAAGUUUUUGUCAGACGGACUUUUGAAGUCUGUGGUUCCAGGAAAGCCACAAACAAAAUAUGACUUCUACUUGACUUUCAGGAUUGCUGAACUUACAGCCUCCUUUGAAUUGGUGGAAGAGAAGGAGGUGGCACGCUUUAUCAAGAAGAAUUCCACCACAGAGACUCUUGCUCUCGCAAGACGAUGGCUUGUUCUUUUUGAACCUUUUGAAAAGAUCCAUACGGCCAUUAUUGAGAAGUUCAUGCUGGAUCAAGGGGAUGGCCUUCUUGAGCUCCUCAAAACUGAAGCACCCUUAGUUUUUGAGCUUUCAGGCUUUCUCAAAUCACUUCUGACUUAUAUUUCGAAGCAUCCAAAGUUUCCAAAUAAAUCAGCUCUCUUUUGCAUGAUGCCUCUUCCCAUUUAUCGAAAGUUUUUUGUAUCUUUCACCGAUGACUUUUGCAAAGACUCGAUCAAAAGUCAAGAGUCGAAGAUCAUCCUUAAGUAUAUUUUGCAGGAUGCUAAUGGCUCGUCACUUCUUGAAAAAGACAUCAAGUUCUUCAAAAAAUUCCUUGCGUGUGAUGACACUCAGAUCACUUUUGAGAUAGGUGAACUUGUAUGGGACAGUCACAUCACUAACUUCAAGAGCCAAGCAUCCUCGAACUUUGUCAACGAGAUUUUGAGGCAUCUUGAAAAAAAUUUAAAAAAGGAUCCAUCUAAUACUGACUUGAAACUUGCACAAAUAGUCAUCAAAGGCAAGAAGCCGAAGUCUAACGACUUCAACUUGGCGUUUGAAAUUGUUUGCGAACUUUACGUUGCUUUGGUCACCAAAAAGAAGACCUUAAGUAAUGAUCUAAUUGCUGUUCUUGCUUAUCUUCCCUCGCCACUCCUGGAGAAGAUUUCAAUCCUGAUCAAGAAAUUGCUUAAAAGCAUGGGCAAGGAAAGACUAGAUGAUUCAUUAGAGCAGACCCUCUUUGCUUUGGCUGUCAAAACAUCUGCCUCAAGCUUCCACGGAGCUUUAUACGUUAUCAGUUUGUUCCUCGCCCUUCUGAAUAACUCAACUUUUGGCAGCUCUCAAUCUGUCAAAUCUAAUCUCAUUGCAUACUUCCAGUCUUUGCCCUCAGGAGACUUCGAUAAAAUUUAUUUGCAUUUACUAGCAGCCGGUGAGGAUGCUGCCUCCCCAUUCCUUGAUCCAAUCAUCCGAAUUUUAACCAUCCUCGCACAUCAACUAGACAAAGAACGCAUCAAAGAGCAUACAAAACUUUUCGUCAGCACUAUUCUGUUGAUGAGCAUUCGGACUAAAGAUGUGGAAAACAUCGACACUUUGCAUGAAUACUUGUCCACUAUUACUGUCAUGUUAUCAGAUCAUCCAUGGAUUUUCUCCCAGUAUGCCAUCGAGCUGACUUUAGCCUACGUUGUCGGUACACUCAAAAAUUCCCGAUUUUCCAAUCAAUCUAAAAGCUUCAUCGCCCUCAUCGAUGUCAUAUCGUACAUUGCCUUGUUUCACAGAUUCAGAAUCACAUCUCGUUACCAUUUGUUGAUAAGUGCCCUUUCUGAGAUAAUGAACCACUUGACAAGGAAGGAGGCUACCGCUGAAGAAGGUGCUGUUUUUUCCAGAUUGUUGGUUACACUUUGUGAGCCUCCCAUUCAGAGGUCUACUAAGGAAAGUGAGUCACUCACAUCUCAAGCAGCCGUCUACAAACGAGUUCUCAGGAAACAGGCACACAUUCUAUUGAUUAAUUAUGUGCAUAUGCAAGUGUCUGCGCCAUUGAAGAGUUCAAUCACUGACGCAUUGAUGCCAGGUAUCUAUAGUUUGUUUGGACUUCUCUCUAAGCUUGAAAUGCAGUUGGCCAACCAGCUUUUGGAUCUGCUGGGCAGAGUCUACUUCAAGAAUUUGUACCAGGGCUUUAAGGAUCACGGCAAGUGGAAGAAUUAG
Molecule: messenger RNA, 3342 nt
Organism: Candidozyma auris
Lineage: Eukaryota; Fungi; Ascomycota; Pichiomycetes; Serinales; Metschnikowiaceae
Exons: 1
Coding region: 1-3342 (1113 amino acids)
Biological process (GO): ribosome biogenesis
Cellular component (GO): nucleolus
Source: RefSeq, a predicted model, not a curated record